This is a messenger RNA of Exophiala mesophila, 1744 nucleotides long. RefSeq names its product NADP-specific glutamate dehydrogenase. The record is from RefSeq and is a predicted model, not a curated record. Lineage: Eukaryota; Fungi; Ascomycota; Eurotiomycetes; Chaetothyriales; Herpotrichiellaceae. Gene Ontology annotation, molecular function: L-glutamate dehydrogenase (NADP+) activity. The transcript has 4 exons. The coding region runs from base 142 to 1515 and encodes 457 amino acids. Gene Ontology annotation, cellular component: cytosol.
UGGCCGUAUAUACAUAGAUAGCUACCCUUUAAACCACCUUCUCUUAACUUUCUCUCUUGCUCUUUCACUCGACAUCAUCCAUUCCCCAACCAAGUCUUUAUCCAUUCAUCCAUCACACCUUCUCAGUAGUCUUUAUUAAACAUGGCCAACCUACCCUCUGAACCCGAAUUUGAACAGGCUUACAAGGAGCUGGUCUCCACGCUCGAGAAUUCGUCCCUGUUUGAGCAGAACCCCGAAUACAAGACUGCUCUCAAGGUGGUCUCCAUCCCCGAACGCAUCAUCCAGUUCCGUGUCGUGUGGGAAGACGACAAGGGCGAAGUCCAGGUCAACCGGGGCUACAGAGUCCAGUUCAACUCCACCCUCGGUCCCUACAAAGGCGGUCUGCGCUUCCACCCUACUGUCAACUUGUCCAUCUUGAAGUUUUUGGGUUUUGAGCAAAUCUUCAAGAAUGCCUUGACCGGCCUGAACAUUGGCGGUGGCAAGGGUGGUGCCGACUUCGACCCCAAGGGAAAGUCCGACAAUGAGAUCAGAAGAUUUUGCUGUGCAUUCAUGAGCGAACUUGGAAAACACAUUGGCGCUGACACCGAUAUUCCUGCUGGCGACAUUGGUGUGGGUGGACGAGAAAUUGGUUACAUGUUUGGGCAAUACAAGAAGCAGACCAAACUGUGGGAGGGUGUCCUGACAGGCAAAGGAGGUUCUUGGGGAGGCUCGCUGAUCCGACCUGAAGCCACUGGCUAUGGCCUCGUUUACUAUGUCCAACACAUGAUCAAGUACGCAACCAACGGACAAGAAUCUUUCAGCGGCAAGAGAGUGGCCAUCUCAGGCUCUGGCAACGUGGCCCAAUUUGCUGCCCUCAAAGUCAUUGAAUUGGGCGGCACAGUUUUGUCACUCAGUGACAGCAAAGGUGCUAUUAUCGCCACCACCGAAGGCGGAAUCGAUGCCGAGUUGAUUGGACUGAUCGCCAAGCUGAAGCUCGAACGCAAACAACUGGCCGAGGUUGCGGGCACAUCCGAGUUCAGCAGCAAAGUCAAGUACGUGCCUGGCGCUCGUCCUUGGCUGGAGGUUGGAGCUGUCGACGUCGCACUGCCUUCGGCGACCCAGAACGAAGUGUCCAAGGAGGAGGCAGAAGGUUUGAUCAAAGCCGGUGCCAAAUUCAUUGCCGAAGGCAGCAACAUGGGAAGCACGCAGGAAGCCAUCGACGUUUUCGAGGCAAGCCGAAAGACUCAAAAGGGCGAUGCCAUCUGGUAUGCCCCCGGCAAGGCAGCCAACGCUGGUGGUGUGGCCGUGUCAGGACUCGAAAUGGCACAGAACUCGGCACGCGUGCCAUGGACAUCAGAGCAGGUGGACGACAAGUUGAAGGACAUUAUGAAGAAUGCCUUUGAGAACGGUCUCCAGACGGCAAAGACCUAUGUCACACCCGCUGAAGGCGAAUUGCCCAGCUUGGUUGCUGGCAGCAACAUUGCCGGAUUCAGCAAGGUUGCGGCAGCCAUGAAAGACCACGGCGACUGGUGGUAGUUAUGAUCAUAUGACUUGAUAUGACUGGGUCGGCUGUUUGGUGUUUGGAUGGAGUUGGCUAGCGUGGCAUUGCAACAUUGCAACAUUAAAAGAUAUAAAUCAUGUCUCAUUACUACUUGUAUUCACAACAACGAGUACGAGGAUAUACCUCUAGGUAGUAUCUACGAGUAACUAGUACGAAGACAUACCUCUAGGUACCUAGUAUCUACGAGUACUCAUCACCUGUACC